AUGCCGCUCAAUUCCCGCCACCGAUUAUCAUCGCAAGAAACUGCCCUCCCUCAGAGCCCCUCGCGCCGGUCAUCAAAGACGGCAUGUCCGCCCGAUGGAGAUGCGUUCAGCUACGAUCCCAUCCAUCUCGCGGAGUGGAAGGUGGCCGAUCUGCUAUGGAAGAAGCUGCCCGAGAACCUCCUGGAACCGAUCGCCGCGCUGCAGCAUGCAGGAGCCGCGGUGCGGACGGGAUUCGCGCGUCUUGACGAUAUUGGCAUUCCCGACGAGCUUGCGAAGCACACCGCCUCACGACCUCAGUCGAUCUCCUCUGCCCUACCAGGUGAGCACCAGAUGUGGGAUCACAGCAAGAAUAACUCCAACAUCUCCUCGCACGCAUACAAGCACAGCAACGCAUCCGUGGGCAAGAAGCCAGGUUCACUAACCCCCACUCCAGAUAACGCCAGCCCCUGCUACAUUCCAAUCAUGUUCGAUGCCGACAGUCCGUUCGCCGAAGACCCUUCCUCGCAGCUCGCCCCCACAAUCUCCAACUCCUCCGGAACCCGCACCGCAUCCACCUCUUCCACCAACCCCUAUACCACCACCGAUUCCAACGUUCGACCCUCCCCCGGCAGCUCCUUCAGCACCGCCGAUCUCUUCUACCCCUCUCCUUCCUCGGCCCGCUCCUCCUUCUCGAUAUCAUUGCCUCCGACCCGGAUACCCACGAGCCUCGGACCCGGCAGACCCAGCACCACAUCCGCGAAGACGUUCUCGAACUUUACGGACGCAGACCAAGAGCUGCCACGGGAUGCGCACACGAUGCGGUAUCUCGCGGAGGUGCGCACGUUACGCGGGGAGGGGAUGGUGCGGCUGCGGCACGCGGCGCGGAAGGUCGAGGGGGCGUGGCUGCGGUGGCAGGAGGAGGAGGGCCCAGCGAGCAUUGGGGAGGUGGGAAAGGAGUUUAUGGGGUGGUGGGGAGAGGCGUUGAGCCGGGUGAGGGAGUUGGAUGUGAGGGCGAGGGGGUUAGCGGCGUAG
Messenger RNA from Eremomyces bilateralis CBS 781.70, 1011 nucleotides. RefSeq lists its product as uncharacterized. Lineage: Eukaryota; Fungi; Ascomycota; Dothideomycetes; Eremomycetales; Eremomycetaceae. The coding region runs from base 1 to 1011 and encodes 336 amino acids. The transcript has a single exon. The record is from RefSeq and is a predicted model, not a curated record.